This is a messenger RNA of Arctia plantaginis, 681 nucleotides long. The record is from the annotation of a GenBank genome assembly. Lineage: Eukaryota; Metazoa; Arthropoda; Insecta; Lepidoptera; Erebidae.
AUGGAUGCGGGUGGUGCGUAUGGUGGCGGCAAGGCAGGGGGCGCGUUUGACCCUCAAGCGUUCAUCCAAAGACCUCCCGUAAUCGUCAGGGCGGUCUGUUGGCUAUUCUGCGUGAUAGUGAUGGGCUGUAUAUCGGCCAAGGGUUGGUACGUUGACUCCAGUGGGAAGGACCGCUGCGUUUACAACGACGACACCAACGCCUGCAACUAUGGAAUCGGUAUCUCUGUGAUUGCCUUCAUUGCUUCUAUCGCCUUCAUCGCCGGGGAGUAUCUGUUCGAGCAAAUGUCAUCGGUCAAGACUAGAAAACAUUACGUUCUAGCCGAUUUGGGCUUCUCUGUGUCCUGGGCGUUCCUGUACUUCGUGGGUUUCUGUUACUUGUCCAACGCGUGGGGCAAGACUGAAGCUCCACCCAGGGGCACAGCCAACAACAUGCAGGGCGCAAUCGCUUUCUGCUUCUUCUCGAUAUUUGCUUGGGUGGCGUGCGCAUUCUUCGCGUUCCAGCGUUACCGUGUUGGUGCAGACGCAGCCUUUGCCCCGGCGUAUGAGGUAGAGGGCGCUGUGGGCAGCCCGGGCGCCUUCCCCGCCUAUCCCGCGGCUCCCGACCCGCAGCCCGCCUACAGCGAGCCUCCCUUCUCGCAACACGCUACUGGCAACAUCGACUACACGGCUCCGACUUACUAA